This is a messenger RNA of Penicillium concentricum, 378 nucleotides long. Its product is annotated as Zinc finger C2H2. The coding region runs from base 1 to 378 and encodes 125 amino acids. NCBI's taxonomy places the organism in Eukaryota, Fungi, Ascomycota, Eurotiomycetes, Eurotiales, Aspergillaceae. The transcript is spliced from 3 exons. The record is from RefSeq and is a predicted model, not a curated record.
AUGACCAAAAAAGCUACAAGUAUCCUUCUUUUUCCCGUCCAUUUUCAUCUCUCUAGCUUCGCUUUAUCACUCCAACCCCGCUUAGUCACGAGCAAGAUACGUACCAAGCACGACCCAACAUUGAAAUAUGUAGCCAAUGUGGUGGAUUUCGGAGAGCAUAGCAAUAAUAAAAUCCAGCGGGUAGUGCUACCACGAACAGAAUCUCGUUAUAGUGACACUAAGUCUCAGGCGUGGGAGCAGAGAAGCAAGUCGCUAAACUAUACCUCUAUCGCUAGUUUUGUCACAUUACAUCCGGCUUUCCUCGAGUGGGUUACAAGAGGAAUGAACGGUCGGAUCGAAGAACGGCCUACAGUCGAGACGAUUAAAGGGUUUUUUUAG